AUGAUACUGUGUCUGGCUGCCAUAGCUAUGUCCUGUGAGUGUUCCCUGGAGGAGACAAGUGACUAUUUCAUCCCUAUGAAGACCAGAAAGUCUCCUGAUGAAUGUGGUGUAGGCGCUGACUGGAACUCUGUGGCAUGUGAUGCAGGGGACUUGAGCUUUGAACUCUCUGAAGAAGCUGCAUUGAUCUCCAGAACCUGUGAGGAGCAGAUUCCUGCUCUCCAGCCUUUGAAGAAGCUGGCUCAGGCUCUGGAUUUGGCUUUAGCAGCAGCAGUGGAGUUAUUGGUAGGGCUGCAGGAAGUGACAAGAUCCCCACAUGACCAUCUUGACCUGCAGCUUUUUAAAGUCAGAGAUGGCCCCACCCUGUGUUCCUGCCACACUGAGAACAUGGUGACAGCAGAAGCCAGAGCAAAGGAACUUAAAAAUUAUCCCAAUGACUGCCUUGUUCAGCUUUCAAAUCCAAACAUAGUGACAAUGAAGGAAGAUGUUCUCUACGACUUUAGCCUGAGCACAAGCACACUUGAAUUCCCUGCUAUGUUUGGUGAUGUGAAGUUUGUCUCUGUUCUUGGGAGCCACUCUCGGAUGAACUCCUUCAUCAAGUAUGUGGCUGUCGAGCUGGCAUUUGGACAUCCAGGGAUGAGUACCCCAACAUCUGUGUAUGACUGCCCACAUGCCAUGUAUAAAGUUGGACCAGUUCUGUCCAUGAGUCAUGGUAUGGGCAUUCCAUCCAUCGCCAUCAUGUUACAUGAACUCAUCAAGCUGCUGUACCAUGCUAGAUGCUCCAAAGUCACCAUCGUCCACAUCAGCACUAGUGGGAUAGGUUUGGAGUCUGGCUCAGUGGUCAUUAACUGGCAGGCAGUGGGCGCCUGCCUCAAGGUGGAGUUUCAGCAGCUUGUCCUGGAGAAGUGGGUGGUUCAGAGUACAGACCUGGAUGAGCAGCUGGUGCCAGAGUUGCUGCAGUGCUCUGCAGACCUGAGUGAAUUCACCACUGUUGUGGGACACACCAUGUGUACCCUGGACUUCUAUGAAGGGCAAGGUCAUUUGGAUGGUGUGCUCUGCUUCUACACAGAGAAGGACAAGCAGGCCUAUCUGAAAGCUGCCCACACAUCGGGCAUCAGCAACAUCAAGAUGGAAUCUUCAGUCUUUGCUGCCAUGUGCAAUACAUGUGGCCUCUGA
Castor canadensis (American beaver) is the source of this 1173-nucleotide messenger RNA. Its product is annotated as uridine phosphorylase 1-like. Gene Ontology annotation, cellular component: cytosol; cytoplasm. Gene Ontology annotation, molecular function: uridine phosphorylase activity. NCBI's taxonomy places the organism in Eukaryota, Metazoa, Chordata, Mammalia, Rodentia, Castoridae. Gene Ontology annotation, biological process: uridine catabolic process; nucleotide catabolic process. The record is from RefSeq and is a predicted model, not a curated record.